CGGCGGCGACGUGCGACGCCGCGUGUGUGUGGCAGAUGGAGACCGCUCACCUAGAUAGAGUGUUGACUGGCAUGAUGGCAGAAGAAGUCCUGGCGGCGUGCGACGCGACGGCGGCGGACGAGCUGGGCGGCGCGCUGGCCGAGCUGCAGGCCGGACAGGCCAACCCCGCGCUGCACUUCUUCAGAGGUCUCCGGCACCGCAACCUCAACGCCAUGCUGACGGCGACUCAGCGCGGUCUCCAAGCCUUGCAGGGGGGCGGCGGCGCGGGCGGGGGCCCGGGGCCGCUGUCUGAGCCCGCUCAUUCGCGUAGGGCUCCGCUGACUGUGCAAGGUUUCAGGGCUAACCCUAAAGAUGCGGAAAGCCACAUCCUGUUCUUCGACAUCGAGGGUCUAAUCGUGGAGCUGCUGAGUGAGGAGUACUCCGCCAUGAGCCCCGCUAGUUUAGAGGCGGCCGGUCUCAUCACGAGUGAAUACAUGAAGGUGGCAGCACUGACGCAGUCUGCCAGCCCUGACGCCACUAAACGGAUAUCCGGCAUCCUGGCUAAGAUGAAGGAAGGUGCUGAAACGAUGCAGACGAAGUUGCAAGCUAAAGCCGAACAAAUCAAGGGCCAUAUGGACCAGAAAGAGCAAGGCUCGAAAGGCCGUCGUCCCAAGGACAUCCCCCUGUCGGACGCCCCCCACACGAUGGAGAUCGCCCAGAUCCUGAUCUCGCUGCUGCACGCCUGGGGGCUGGACCCCGAGCUGGACCGCGUCUGCGAGUCCAAGCUCGGGCUGCUCAGGCCUAUGACAGGCGUAUGUUUCGGCGUGGUCUCCCGCCACGGCCACAUGGCGGUGCAGCUGCCGACGCGGCACGUGGCGCACCUGCUGCCGCCCGCUGAGCCCGACACCAGCGGCCUGCCGCAGGAGCUCGUCAUGCAGGACAGACUUACCAAACUGUUCACCUCCCGCCUGCACUGGGAGCUGAGCACCACCCUGACCACCAACCACCUGCUGUCCAUCGUGUCUCUGGCCAACACGCUCAUGUCUAUGAACCACGCCACCUUCCUGCCUGAUCACGAGCUGGCGAGGAGGAUGCACAGACCGUCAACCCACGGCACGGCAUCCUGGGCGGAGGACUCGGAGCGUCAGCAGGCGCAGCAGCAGCACAUGAAGCAGGGCUGGGCGCUGCUGGCGACCCUACACGCUGUGCUGUUGCCGGAUAAAGUUCUGGCUAGAGGUGCGAAGAGCUUCAAGCGUCCGCAAGUGGAGAUGCUGGCGCGGCGCUGGCAGCACCACUGUCUGGAGGUGCGUGAGGCUGCACAGGCUCUACUGCUGGCUGAAUUGGGCAGGUAA
Plutella xylostella (diamondback moth) is the source of this 1331-nucleotide messenger RNA. Lineage: Eukaryota; Metazoa; Arthropoda; Insecta; Lepidoptera; Plutellidae. The record is from RefSeq and is a predicted model, not a curated record.